Molecule: messenger RNA, 2044 nt
Organism: Panicum virgatum (switchgrass)
Lineage: Eukaryota; Viridiplantae; Streptophyta; Magnoliopsida; Poales; Poaceae
Exons: 3
Coding region: 397-1923 (508 amino acids)
Source: RefSeq, a predicted model, not a curated record
AAAUCCGGUGAUCUAUGGGCUGAGAGAGCUUGGCGACGAUUUCCACAUGGACAAAAAAAUAGAUGAGUUUUUGCCAGUUCUUGCCAAGAUCGACAGGAUCUACAAGCAGGCGAAGCAAGAAGCCGUGGGCCGAUUGGACAGCGGCUACGGCUACGGCUUCUGCUUGGGCCUCCUGGAUCCUGCCACCAACAUCCGCGUCAACGACAUCAUCUGCAAUGCUGCUACUGCGUUGCCGGGCAAAGGAGGAGACGUGACCCAGCGGUCGCUGGACGGCCUCGUCGCCUUUCUCACCUGCCUCUUCCCCUACCUCCCUGACGCCGAGGCGCUGGCAUAUACCUCGAUGCCGCCGAGCUGGACCCCCUCGUCGCCGCCCUCCUCAUCAUCAACCGCCGCGGGAUGCGCCAGUUCGAUUUCUGCUCCGGCACCACCGUGGCAGCAGUUGAGACCGCCCUCAGAUGCGCGGCACUUGUCGCCGAGCACCCAGACCCGCAGCUACUCGUGGCAGGGUGGAAAGCUAUUUCAGGCCUGGGCCUGGUCGAGUUCCUCCUGAUCUCUGACACCGUCGCUGGCAUAACCCGUCUGAUUCAGACAGGAAGAGGCGGCGAUCUUCAACUCGAAGAGUCUUGGGAACUCGCCGCUGGCAGGCUUGAGCGUCUUGUUCCAAUUGGCAAAGAGCUUCCUCCUGUCCGGGCGGCCAUGAAGCGCAUGCUCCUUGCAACGAUCCACGGAAUCUACCUUAAAGCUAGAGGCAGUCUGCCCAGCGACGAGCUUACCCACAAGUAUCACCGCGGCAUCCUCUUGGGCGGUUACUGCUACGGUCCGCUGGACCCUGUCGAGAACAUUGUUGUCAACUCCAUCUGGUACGAGCAAACCUUCCCAAGCAGCAAAGGAUUCAGAACAUCCAUGAUCAGUAGCAGCUGCCUGUGGCUUGUUGCGGCCCGGUCGAUGUAUGGCCUCGUAUCCUUCCUUUGCGCCCGCUACCCGCUCCUCACACCUGAUCUUGCCUUGCAGCGCCUGCUGGUGGCAGGGGCCGACUUGCGAAGAGCUGAUCCCAAUCUAUCUGAUAAGCCCAGUGAUGAAGAGCUGGACUGGUCUGAGUCCCCACAAAUCGGAUCAGGCGUGGACACUGCUUUCAUACAGAGGAGUGUGGUUCACAAAAUGGCAGUCCGGGCUACUGUCCCAGAAGCAUACGCCGCCGCCGCCGCUGCAGCCGGUGCAUUCCACCCCAGUCCAGAUGCGCAGAUACACUUCCUUGCAUCACCAGGUUGUGUACAUGAGCUUAAGGCUAUCUCAGAGGCUUUGUUGCAGUGUGUGCGUGAUGGUAACCAAAUGCUGAGAGGGCAAUUUCGUGCACUCUGCAUGCGAGUAAGCAUCAUGUCGCACCAGCAACGGGAACCAGAUCCUACAGAGAUAGAUCGGGACUUCUACCUACUAGUAUCUCAACGCAUUGCCAGGUUCUGGGGCCAGCACGAUCGAAUCAACUGCAAGGUGGUAGCUACGCUGGAGGAGUUCAACAAAACAGCGGCAUCCAAAUACACGCUUCAUGUCAUCUGCGGUGUAAAUGAGCUGGUCUCCGGUCCUCAUUUCAGCUCGGACCCAGAAGUUAGAGGAUACAACCCGUGGACACCUCAAAAGUAUCACCAUGCACAUGUCAACUUUCUUGCGACUACCUUUGAUGAUUGUGGAAAUCCAAUUGCAUCGCUCUUUUUUGCCCAAUGUGAUAACCAUGGUCUGAAACUUGGUGCAUCCCUGUGGCGUGGCCAUGCCCAUCCACUGAACAAGUCCGGUACAUUUAUUGUGAGAAGGCAGGCGAUAGAAUUGUGCAUCCAGUCAAGGGUGGGCUUGCUGAGUUUGAGCUAUAUAAAUCAAAAGCAAAUGUCUACACGAACGACAAGAUCAUCAGGGGGAGAAAAGAUCGUGUAGAGGGUGUGGAAGAUGGAGAAAUCUACUGCAGCUACCGUGUUUGUGAUGUUGAAGAUGUGUCGAAGUUUGCUAGAUGGAAAAACCUAACACAGUUGUCGUGUUGGUGAUGACAAUGAUGUGA